This is a messenger RNA of Labeo rohita (rohu), 1168 nucleotides long. Its product is annotated as phospholipase A and acyltransferase 4. The record is from RefSeq and is a predicted model, not a curated record. The transcript has 5 exons. Gene Ontology annotation, biological process: N-acylphosphatidylethanolamine metabolic process. Gene Ontology annotation, molecular function: A2-type glycerophospholipase activity; glycerophospholipid phospholipase A1 activity. Gene Ontology annotation, cellular component: cytoplasm. NCBI's taxonomy places the organism in Eukaryota, Metazoa, Chordata, Actinopteri, Cypriniformes, Cyprinidae. The coding region runs from base 6 to 659 and encodes 217 amino acids.
AACCCAUGAUCAGUUCAAAUAAUUGUCGAAUUACCAGAUUUAAGACCAGAGAAAACUCUAAAGGACAACCGUCAUGGGUCCUAGGCAUUUCAGCCAAGAAAAAGAAGCCAAAGCCUGGAGACCGCAUUGAAAUCAACCGAGGGCUGUAUAAGCACUGGGCGAUUUGUGCUAGAGAUGAAAAUGUCAUUCACCUAUAUAAGCAUAGAGUCAGCAGUGUGAAGUCGGUACUGCACAGCAAGGCCACAGUGAAGAAGGAAAAAUUGAAGAAGGUGGUUCAAAACAAUGAAUACAGAAUCAACAAUCUUCUGGACAAGCAACAUCAGCCACGUCCCAUUCCAGACAUUCUAGAGAAUGCAGAAAGCUAUGUGGGGAAGACACUUCCAUAUGAUCUGUUCACAUGCAACUGUGAGCACUUCGUUACGAAGUUGAGAUAUGGAAAGGGACAAUCCAAGCAGGUGCAAAAAGUAGUGGCUAUUGCUGCUGCUGUUGCUGCUGCUGUAUUCUUCGGCAUAUUUUUGGCAGUAUAUUUUAAAGGACAAAACAAAGUCUUUAAGUUUCUUUUCCUUUUUUUUAUGUAUUUUCUUUUGUCCCUGGUCUAUCUUAUGCUUACUAAGAUACCAAGGCUUGAUAUAAAUUUUUGGGAAUAUGUUGCUUUAUAAUAAUUAAAAGAAACAUGAAGUUUAUUAAACUAGCUGAUUGUUAAACAUGCUUUAUCAUUGGUGUGUAGGAUCAUUUUCAUUUAUGAUGGCUCUUGUGUGAGAAUGAGUGUUCAUGAAAAUGUUUUGUUAGUGCAUGGGUCUUCAACCGGGGGUCCGCAGCGGCACUGCAGGGGGUCCGCCAAUUAAUGUUUGAUCACAAAUAGUGUUUUGUUAAAUUGAUCACAAAUAGUGUUUUUUUUUAUUAAAAUUAAAACAUGGAUUAAAAAACUAAGUCUAUUUUAAAUAUAAGCACCCUGAAACGAAAGCAUGCGCACCCCCAGUUGAAACUGUAACGAUUUAAUCUUGUUAGUGAAACAGAUUUAGCAAACACCUCUGUGCUUAUGAGUUUGUGCUUCGGAGAAUAUUAAACGUUCCUAUUUAUCGCAUGUUUUUGUAGCGGUGAGAAAUGUAGCCAAUAACAAAUAUGUUUUUGAUCUAGAAUGCAACGCCCAAUCAUAUGUAUUUAAAGG